This is a messenger RNA of Rotaria sp. Silwood2, 1233 nucleotides long. NCBI's taxonomy places the organism in Eukaryota, Metazoa, Rotifera, Eurotatoria, Philodinida, Philodinidae. The record is from the annotation of a GenBank genome assembly.
AUGGAGAAUACAUUGAUAAAUGAACAACAACCUUCUCCUGAUAUUCUUUUUCAAGCAAUAACACGACGUUCUACAGAUGAACAAAUGGAUAAUGAAAAUUUCGAAGUUCUUGGUGAUUCUUUUCUUAAAUUAGCAGUUUCAAUGUCAUUAUAUUAUCGUCAUCCUUCGGCCGAUUCUGGUUUAUUGACAGCAACAAGAAGUAAACAAAUUUCAAAUGAAAAUCUUUAUCGAUUAGCAAUGCAGAGACAUCUUAAAAAUUAUUUAAAUGUUAAUAGAGUUAUUUUUCGAGGUAAAGAUGCUAAUUGGUUACCACCUGGAUAUGUAAUCGAUGAGGCUAAUUUAACAUUAAAACAACGAUAUUAUCAACAAAAUGCAAAAAAGAAAGCUUUCAGUGAUAUGAUAGAAGCAUUUAUUGGUGCUUUUCUUAUUUCAAGUAAUUAUACAACGACAAUUAAAUUUAUACAUUGGCUGGGUAUUGAUGUUGUUCCAGUCAAUGAACAAGCAUAUCUUAUUGCCGCAUUUACUCAUACAUCAAAUUCUGCUAAUCGUAUAGCAGAUUGUUAUGAACGAUUAGAGUUUCUUGGUGACGCUAUACUUGAAUUUUUAGUCACGCGUCAUAUUUUCGUCAAUUAUAAUAAAAUUAUAACACCUGGUCGAGUGACAGACAUUCGUCAAGAUCUAUUGAACAAUGAUCGACUUGCCUAUAUUUUAGUUGCUUGCAGUUUUCAUACAAAGAUUCUUCAUAAUUCACCUGAAUUAUUUGAUGAGAUUUCUUCGUAUGUUGGUAAUGAAGAUUUCUUUCCAAAAAAUCAAUCAACGGACCAAUAUUUAAAUAAAAAUCUUGAUCGAUGGGCUGAUUCAACAGCGCCCAAAGCUCUGGCUGACGUAUUCGAAGCACUUGUGGGUGCUAUCUUUAUUGACUCUGGUAAUUCUUUAGAAACCGUCUGGCAAGUAAUUGAACCUUUACUUCGAAAAUAUCUCGAUCGAUCGAUUAGUCAACCUAAUUUGAAUCCAAUAAGAUCAUUUUCAGAACAUGGUGGUAAAGUAAUCGAUUGUAGAGAGUCUACAGACAAGGAUGGUGAUAAACCAAUGGCAGUAUGUAUUGUUCAAAUGCUCGAUGGUGCUAAAGUCGAAGGACGCGGAUUAAGCAAGAAAAUAGCUAAAGCAAAUGCAUGUCGAGAAGCAAUGAAACAUCAACACCACAAUGAAUACCUAUAUCAAUCAACAGCAUAG